AUGGGAGGAAGAUCAGUGCUCGCGCUGGCGAUCAUCGCCAUCGCGGCGGCGGCGACGACGCCAGCCGCUGCGGCGGUCGAGGGGGAGGUGAAGAAGUGCGGUGGGUGCUCGCCUUGCGUCGGCGCCGACUGCCCGGUGCUGUACCCGUCGCCGCCGCCGCCCGCGCUGCCUCCCCCGCCGCCGUACUACUACUACAGCCCUCCGCCGCCCGCGACCUACCCCGGGGCCGGGUGCCCGCCGCCGCCGGGCGCGUACAUCCAGAUCGGGAGCACGCCGCCGGGCAAGGGCCCGCUGUACCCGCAGGACCCGGGGUUCAUGCCCGCCAGCGCGCCGGGCCGCGCCGCGCCGCUCACGGUCGUUGCUGCGCUCGCGGCGUUCGCGUGCGCAUGGGCCUUCUUGUGA
Messenger RNA from Miscanthus lutarioriparius, 402 nucleotides. Lineage: Eukaryota; Viridiplantae; Streptophyta; Magnoliopsida; Poales; Poaceae. The record is from the annotation of a GenBank genome assembly.